AUGGAAGGGGCUCAAUCACCCUCACCUAUCUUUCACCAAGAAACCGAUUCUGGCAUUUCUUACAUCACGAAUCCAAUGGAUGAGCCGGAGCCGUCUUCUUUUAAUCUUCGUCUUAUCGAAGCAGUUCGUAACUCGAGAUGUUUAUACGAUGCGAAAGAUCGCCAAUAUCGAAGCGCGGAACAUAAGAUCAAAGUUUGGAAUCAUUUGGUGCAGAGAUUGAAUUUUGAUGGUGAUGCUCGAACACUGUACAAUCGAUGGAAACAACUUCGAGACAAAUAUGGAAAAGAAAAGAAAAAAAUGAAAUAUAGCAGUGAUCAGACUGGGUGGCAAUAUUUUAAACAUUUAACUUUCUUGGAUCCUCAUAUGAUUGAUCGACAGCAACAGCAGUUUGCACGUGCUAAAGAUGGCAAAACUCCGCAUAAUAUCGUAAUUACUGAUCCCAAUUUUUCGUCGAAUCUUAUUCAAGUGGUUCAGCAGCACCCAUGCCUGUAUGAUAUAAGGGACCCGAAAUACCGCCACUCAGAGUGCCGUAAUCAAGCUUGGGCGGAGAUCAUCAAACAUUUAAAUUUUCCAGGAGACAUCAACGCAAUUUAUAAGCAGUGGAAAAAGGUACGUGAUCGUUAUGUCAGAGAAAAGCGUAAGAUGAGAAUGUCCAAUGUAAGUGGUGAAACAGAUGAAUCACAGUGGGAUUUAUUCCCUCAGAUGAUGUGGAUAGAUCCCUUCCUUGAUGACAGAGCAACGACUUAUAGACACGUUAAACGAAAAAGGGAUAGUGAGGAACUUUCGGACGAUUGUUAUCUAGAUGAUAUGGUUAAUGACUCGCAUGAUCAUCAAGAUAGUCCACAACAUUCAAAUACACAGCUUCAUUCACCUUAUACCGCCAUGGUUAUACAAACGGAACCACAACAUCACAUUAAAACUCUAUCACAUCCUCAUCAAGGGCAUGUACAAACCGCCGAUUUGAUUCAACACGAUUUGAGUGUAACCGAUGGAGAUAGAGCUUUUGCAAUAAGUGUGUGCUCAGAUAUGCGUGCCCUUCCGGAACCUGCACGUGCUAUUGCCAAAGCUCAAAUACAGAACUGGCUUGAUAACUCACGAAUUAUUCCUCAAACUCCCAUUCAGUUUGAAGUUAAGUGA
Molecule: messenger RNA, 1137 nt
Organism: Enterobius vermicularis (human pinworm)
Lineage: Eukaryota; Metazoa; Nematoda; Chromadorea; Rhabditida; Oxyuridae
Source: the annotation of a GenBank genome assembly